Molecule: messenger RNA, 2004 nt
Organism: Equus quagga
Lineage: Eukaryota; Metazoa; Chordata; Mammalia; Perissodactyla; Equidae
Gene: PLIN5
Product: perilipin 5
Exons: 9
Coding region: 199-1560 (453 amino acids)
Biological process (GO): lipid storage; positive regulation of triglyceride storage
Cellular component (GO): lipid droplet; cytosol
Source: RefSeq, a predicted model, not a curated record
GGAGCCGGCGCGGGGCGGGGACGCGAGUGGGAAUCUGGGGUCCGCGGGGACACUUGGGCGCUGAGGCCGCGCGCGCCCGGAGCCCAGGCUUUGAGUCACUACAGCGCCCCCCAGGCCAGACGCUCUCUGGUGUGCACCUACUGUGUGCAGAGCCCCGUGCACGCAUUGUCCGGGCCCCUCAUGACGCUCUGAGCAGGCAUGUCAGAGGACAAGGCGGCCGAGGCCCCCAGACCCAGCGUGUGGGAGCAGGACCAGCAGAGCGCGGUGCAGCGCAUGGCAGCCCUGCCGCUGGUCAGGGCCACGUGCGCCGCCGUCUCCGACGCCUACGGGGCCGCCAAGGACAGCCACCCGCUGCUGGGCUCCGCGUGCCGCCUGGCCGAGCGCUGUGUGUGCAGCCUGACCGCCCGCGCCCUGGACCGCGCGCAGCCGCUGCUCAGCCACCUGCAGCCCCAGCUGGCCACCGUGAAUGACCUCGCCUGCAGGGGCCUCGACAAACUGGAGGAAAAGCUGCCUUUUCUCCAUGAGCCGUCAGAGACGGUGGUGACCUCGGCCAAGGACGCGGUGGCCAGCGGCGUGACGGGCGUGGCGGGCCUGGCCCGGCAGGGCCGCCGCUGGAGUGUGGAGCUGAAGCGCUCCGUGAGCCACGCGGUGGAUGUCGUGCUGGGCAAGUCGGAGGAGCUGGUGGCCCACUUCCUGCCCAUGACCGAGGACGAGCUGGCGGCGCUCGCGGCUGAGGCCGAGGGCCCUGAAGUGGGCUCGGUGGAAGAGCAGAGAAGACACCAGGGCUAUUUCGUGCGCCUGGGCUCCCUGUCGGCGCGGCUCCGCCAGCUGGCCUAUGAACACUCUCUGGGGAAACUGAGGCAGCGGAAGCACCACACCCAGGACACGCUGGCCCAGCUGCAGGAGACUCUGGAGCUGAUCGACUGCGUGCAGUGCGGGGCCACCCCCGCCGCCCCCGCCCGGCCCGGGAAGGUGCACGAGCUGUGGGAGGACUGGAGCCAGCGCCCCCCGGAGAACGGCCGCCUCCGCCGCCAAAGCCAGGCGGAGCUGGAGACGCUGGCGCUGUCGCGGAGCCUGAUGCGGGAGCUGCAGGGCGCGGUGGACGCCCUGGAGAGCAGCGUGCGCGGCCUGCCCGCCGGGGCGCAGGAGCGGGUGGCGGAGGUGCGGCGCAGCGCCCACGCCCUGCAGGCCGCCUUCGCCGACGCGCGCCGCUUCGGGGACGUGCCGGCCGCCGCGCUGGCCGAGGGCCGGGGCCGGGUGGCGCGCGCGCACGCCUGCGUGGACGAGCUGCUGGAGCUGGCGCUGCGCGCCGUGCCGCUGCCCUGGCUCGUGGGGCCCUUCGCGCCCGUCCUCGUGGAGCGGCCCGCGCCCCCGCCCGACCUGGAGGCGCUGGUGGACGAGGUCGUGGGGGGCCCCGACCCGCGCUGGGCGCACCUAGACUGGCCGGCGCAGCAGAGGGCCUGGCGCGCGCAGCAUGGCGACCUCCCGGGGGACAUCCCGGAGGAGGAGGCGGAGCCGCGCCGUCCGGAGCACACCCUGAUGCCCGAGCUGGACUUCUGAGCGCACCGGCCGCCCUCCUGGCCUCGAGGUCCCUGCGGCCCCCUGGUGGCCACACCCGGGCGCCAACACCAGCGCCUGGCCCUCGGCCCCGGCGGGGACUCGCGGUGUGGCCGAAUUCGGAACCCUGGACCGGGUCGUGAUAGCACGCCCGCCCUCCCCGGCCUCCCCCUUGGACACGUGGGGACCUGAACCCCCAAGUCAGGUCCCCAAGCUGGGUGCAUCUGUCUGUGGCCCCCACCCCCCACCCCAAGAAGCGGAUCAACCCCCCCCAGAGAAGCACACAGUGUGUCCAGCUUUGAGAAGUGAGCGCCCCCCGCCCCCAGCUCAUCCCUCUGGCCUGACGGGUCCCCACGGACGCCCGCCACACCGACUGGGCCUGCCAGACCCGCUCGCCUGGCCGUUCGGGGGUGGCUCUCCAGAAUAAACGGGCUGCGUGUCGUCCAA